This is a messenger RNA of Lasiosphaeria miniovina, 2183 nucleotides long. Its product is annotated as formyl transferase. Gene Ontology annotation, molecular function: methionyl-tRNA formyltransferase activity. The record is from RefSeq and is a predicted model, not a curated record. NCBI's taxonomy places the organism in Eukaryota, Fungi, Ascomycota, Sordariomycetes, Sordariales, Lasiosphaeriaceae. Bases 288 to 1850 code for a protein of 520 amino acids. Gene Ontology annotation, cellular component: mitochondrion. Gene Ontology annotation, biological process: conversion of methionyl-tRNA to N-formyl-methionyl-tRNA; biosynthetic process. The transcript has 4 exons.
GCGAGCUCUAGGUUGAAGUCCACGACAUGACGGCACUCGCCUCUCACCUCUCACCUCUCACCUCAGAGCUUACCCUCGUUUCUGCCGCCGAGGGUGACGUGCAUGUGGGAUUUCAAUCGCUUCAAAUAAUCUUGCAUCACCUUCCCUCACACCAUCCACAACUUACAGGGACCUCUUUGCGACGACAGGGAAAAAAAGGGAAGGGACGGCCAUGAGGUGACAAGCUGUGUGCCUCCCCACACCUUGCCCGGUCACCGAGACACCCACCCCCUUAUCCGGCGACGGCCAUGAUGCGCCGGCUGUCGCCGUUCCUGCGGGCCGCAACGGCGGCGACUGCACGGCGGCAACUCCAACCCCGACACCAACCCAUAUCCCAUUUCAAGAGCUGCUAUAGCUACAGCACCGUCUCGGGCGAGGCGCCGCUGUCUUCAUGGCCGCCCAAGCCGUCGAAGCCGCUGCGCAUCCUGUUCUGCGGGUCCGACGACUUUAGCUGCGAGGCGCUGCGCGCCCUGCACGCCGAGCACCGGCGCAACGCCGACCUGAUCCGCUCCAUCGACGUCCUGGUCCGCCCCGCCAAGCCCACCGGCCGCGGGCUCAAAGUCGUCCGCCAGCCGCCGUCUCGCAUCCUGGCCCAAGAGCUCGGGCUUGCCGUGCACGAGCGCGACACCUUCACGGGCUGGGAGAUGCCCCACCCCGGCGGCGAGCCCAUCAACCUCAUCGUGGCCGUCUCGUUUGGCCUGCUCGUGCCCAAGCGCCUGCUGCGAGCCGCACACUAUGGCGGCCUGAACGUGCACCCGUCGCUGCUGCCCGACCUCCGCGGGCCCGCACCGCUACACCACGCGCUGCUAGCAGGGCGCACGCACACAGGCGUCUCGCUGCAGACGCUGGCCGAGGACAAGUUCGACGCGGGGGCGAUUCUCGCCCAAACUUCGCGGCCGGGCCUGGCAAUCCCAGCAGGCUGCACAGUCGAGCAGCUGCACGCGCUCCUCGCACCGCUCGGCGCGUCGAUGCUGGUGUCCGGGCUGCGCGCGGGCGUGCACGUGCCGCCGGUGAUCGCCGUGGUACCGCCGGAGCGGCGCACGGGGCUGAUCCCGCGGGCGCCGCUGCUGCACGCGCCCAAGAUCACGGCCGCGCACCGCCAGGUGCCGUGGGUGCCCAUCCCCUCUGGUGGUCCAGGACCGAGUGCGCAGGAUAUGGCUCGCCGUGCGCAUGUACUCGGCCAGCUGUGGACGCACGCCCGGCCCAGCCACACGGGGCUCAAGAUGCGCAUGAUCCUCGACGGCGUCGACGUGGCGCCGCGGGACGAGUGGCCGGCCGACGCGGCGGCGUUUGCGCGCCUCGCGGCCGCCCAGCUGCGCGAGAAGCAGCAGCGGCAGCGCGAAACCAACCCAUCCCAGACCCAACCCCAAAGCAAGAAAAAGAAGAAGGACCGCGUGCCCGAGAUCGAAAUCGACCUCGACCAGAUCCGCGCCGCGGGCGGCAGUCUGGCCGACAAACCGCUCAAGACAGUGACAUGGCUACAGAUGCCCGUGGCCGACCUGACAGGGAGUACGAACGACGCGCGCGACGAGGCGCUCGUCAAGGUGCGGACGCCGUACUUUGUCGACGACGCAGCGGGCAGCAGGCAGCGCAGCGCAGUGCUAGUGCCCAUGGCGGGCGGCGGCGGCGGGUUUCUACGGAUCCGGGCCAUCAAGGUCGAGGGCGACAGGAGCCGGGCGGCGGCCGAGGCGAUCCGGGCGUUCACCGAGGAGGAGCCCGUCGACAGCGGGCUCGUGUCCUUCUUUGACGGCGACGUGUUCCAGCUGCUCGACCCGCUGACGUCGUGGUUCGAGGAUUUGGAUGUUUUCUAGACGAGACAUGAUUGACUACCAAUGCAAGACGGCAGUAUGGUUCACUUCGUUGUGUAAUAUGAUAGUACAACACUGUAGACAUACCCUCUUGUAUAAUAGAAUAAAUCUCGUCUCAAAGGUCCCUCUCAUCCAACCGUAUUAGCUCUCGUGAAGUGGGGCACUUUGUGGCUCAAAUGUUCUCACACCCACUACAGCAAUACUUGGUGGUCGUGGGUAUCAAGCAUCACAACACAUUGAUGACAUCAGGCAAUUAAAUCGUAAAUUAACUACUGUACAGGCGGCGUGCUAACCGCGACGCAAUUACUAUUGAAAAGCAAAGCACAAUCCCCAGGC